AUAUUGAAAUAUAUUGAUUGAAAUAUGUAUGCGAAUGAUUAUUCUAAUCUCGUAUAUUCGUAAAAAAUGAAUAGUAUAUAUAAAAAAAGAAAAAAAUAAUAAGAUAUGGUAUUGCAUCAUACCUAUCAAUUACUGUUAGAAAAGUGCUUAUAUAAUAUUGAAGUACGUACAUAUUUAAUUUAAACCUAUGACGUAAAUGUCAUAAAUACACACUACAUUAACACACUACAUCUAAGACGAAUGAAUAUUAAUGCUUUAAUAAUAUUCGAACAAUAUUAAUUUUGUUGAACAAAACGAUGUAAAUCUAAUUAUAAUAAUACGUUAUCGGUGUAAUUUUUUUCACUAUUCAGUAUUUGUAAAGUAGGUCGUGAAUUCUGUUAUACCGGAUAUGAGUUCAGUUAUCAAAGUUGAUUAUUUCGUACUUUCGUCAUAGAAUUUUUGCUUCAAGGAAGAGUUUAAAAAUUCGAAUAUUUAAAUUUAAAUUUAAAAUAAUUUUUAUUUUUGUAAUUGAAUAUUAAAAAAUUAAUUUAUUUUGAAAUAGAUAUUCGCAUUACAGAAAAUAGAAUAAUUGUUUAACGAUUCGAAUAGUGUAAUUAGAAUGUGAUUGGUAAAUUAAAUCAAAAACGAGGUACAGAAUUUGUCUACGCAAUCGAUGCAUUCUUUUUGUCCUAAACCUCGGAGGACUCUUUUAUCAUUUUAGCGUCAUUUUCAACUUUACCGAUUCGGCUUAAAAUAAUAUUAUAAUGGUUAGCAAUGGUUGGAAUCAAAACUAAAUUUCAAUUUAAAAUUAUAAAUGAUCGUUUUAAAUUUCAUCGAGCGUUGUCUUUUGUCAAGACACUCGGGUUAUAUAUUAGAUAUAUAAUAUGAUUUGCGAGGUCAUCAUUCUAAAAAUACAUUGUAAAGUCGAGAAUGUAAUAUUUAUAUUUUUUAUAUAAAAGACACAUUUUGUAGUUUUGAAAGAGAAAUAAUAAAAAGUUUACUUAAUUGACAUCUCGUACCUUCUACGUGUCACGCGCCAAAAGCACGUAUAGACAAGAAGAGGAAAUAGUGGGAGAAGGACGGACAUGGGAUAAAAAUAUUGAAAUCAGCGCCAUCUUCAGAGUGCCGCAAAUGAAACACAUAUAGAAGAUGGCGGCAAGAUAAUUAUAGAGUAAGAUUUAACUACUGACGCUAUUUUUUGGGUGAUGAUCUCAAAGAUCGAGAGAUGGCGCUGAUAGUUCAUUUCUACGUGUAUUUCUUUUGCGGCAUUCUGAAGAUGGCGCUAAUUUCAAUAUUUUUAUAUAAUUUCUAUCCUUCUCCUAUUGUUUCCUUUCUUUAUCUAUACUUCUUCAAAAUUUAUACGCUCGAAAGACUUCGAUAUCCGAUUAAUUUUAUUUUCUGUUAUUCGUAACAAAGUUAUUCGUAAAAAAGAUCAAUUAUUGAAUAUAAUUCAAUAAUAUAACGUAUGAUGAUGAUUUAUAAAAAGAUUUUAUAAACUUUUGUGAUUAAAUUAAAUAUAAUUCUUAUAUUAAAUCUUACGCUCUAAAUUAUAAAGAGCAUUCUAAUUUUUUGCGCGAUUAUAUAGUAUUUCAGAACACAAAGUUCCAUUAAAUGUUAAAUCUAUUCUAUAUCUCGUCUGUGAUUAAAUAAUGGCAGUAAAAAUUGUUUGGAAAAUUCAAGACGAAAGACAAUAACGACAUCUACGGAAAGAAGUCGAUAAAACGAAACUCCGAUAAACAACCCCCGAAGCUACCCACCUUACCGGCCAAUCACAUUGAAUGUUCGGUACGGUUCGGGACUGUGGGUGGCAGGUAAGACAAAUAGUGGUAGGGAAAGAGGGUGGGGGGUGGAUGGUCGUAAACACUCGCGCAAGAAGCACGUACAUAGUCUCGCGAGAACUCGUGCCAUGAUUACGUCGUUCUGGAAUAUGAGCGUGAUAGACGUAUAGCGAUCGAACGAAACGAUCGUGCGAUCGCAAAACUUUGACAGAACUUGUCACGGAUUUCUUUUUCUCCACGAUUCGUCGGUCGAAUUAUAUCGAGAUUGUUAUUGUAUACAGACAAUAUUUGCCGAUUCGUUCGAAUAGAAAUAAUUAUCGGAGAUAUCGGUUAAUUUUGCGCGGCGGUGUUUCGAAUGUGCCGGUGAAACAUAACCUUAUGCGAUGCGUCGUCCCCUGAUUCGCCAUCUCUCCGAGGGUGGUGCAGGUGACAAUACCAGUGGCAGGAGGCAGCAAUCCGUAAAAGAGGAUGAUCGUGCCAGUUACACCUGGAAUUGCCGCGAAUAUGGGCAUCAUCUGUCUUCCUGCGACCUUCUCAAGGUUCCGACAGCCCUCGGAUGCCGGGGGCAAACCACGUCGCCGGAGCCACGAAUCGCGAUCCACAGGAGACAACAGCUCGAGCAAUCCGUGUAUUGCGAGGCUGAGUCCCGGCGUAGCGCUUCCGAGGAGGAGAGGCAAGAUGUUCAACCGGGUGGCAAUCAACAGGAGAAGAUCAAGAGUACCACGCAAGAUUUAUUCGAAUUGCUGGAAAGAGUGCAGUGUUCGCGUCUCGAUGAUCAACGAUGCGUUCUACCGCCUUACUUCUCUCAGACCCCGAGGGAGGACAGGGCAGCGUCGAGUCCUGGUAAUCAGAAUAAUCACACACCCACACCAUCCCCGUCACCGGUCGGCGAUGCACCCGUUGGCAGGGCUCUUAUGGAGGCUGCGCUUCAGCAAGCCACUUCCGGAUCUCAGCCACCUCUGGUGGUGACACCGCCUGGUUACUGGGUCGACGGUACCGAUCAUCGACACGCCCUGGACUCGGCUGGCAGGGCGUUACUUCCGGCCCAGCCUGCAUGGCAACCGAGGAUAGACCAAGACGACACGGCCAAGUGUUACAGGCGAUUUUUCGUCGGCAGGGAGCACGUGAACCUGGUCGGAAGGGACGGAGAGAACGGGCCGGUCCUCGUCUCGGUGAAGGCCGAGACGGUCGCUGGACAGGAGCAUUGGAGGGUAUUGUUGCGGUUGCGGGCUGGCUCCACCCACGAAUUGGUACCGGCCGCGAACCUCGGCCCGAAUCCGUCACCCGCGAAAAUGGUCAAGGCCAUCAACGAAUCGCUGAACGUGAGCACUCUGAUGCCCGUUGUCUGUUCCGGUGCCGGCACACUGAUAGCCCGAUACGACGAGCACGCCUUGGUUUCGAGGUUUAAAUUCGGCGUACUUCAUCAACGCGCCGGCCAGGUGACCGAAGAGCAACUUUUUGGCAACAGGCAGAUCACGCCUGCUUUCCAAGAAUUUCUCGACCUGCUCGGGCAAAAGAUCGAUUUAAGGGAUCACAAAGGAUAUCGCGGAGGUUUGGACACUAGACACGGGCAAACGGGUGAUUCGGCGGUGUACGAGGUAUUUCGAGGCCGAGAAGUGUUGUUCCACGUCGCCUCCCUUUUGCCGUACAGUCCAGGGGACUCGCAGCAAUUACAGCGAAAAAGACACAUCGGGAACGACAUCGUCGCGAUAAUAUUCCAAGAGGAGCCAACCCCUUUCAGUCCAGAUAUGAUCGCGAGCCACUUCUUGCAUGCAUUCAUCGUGGUACAAGUCGUCGACCCCUGCACACCUAAUACGAGGUACAAGGUCAGUGUAACGGCACGAAACGACGUUCCACUGUUUGGUCCUGCUUUACCGACUCCGGCUGUAUUUUUACGAGGAAUUGAAUUCAAGGAAUUCCUCUUGACGAAAUUAGUGAACGCUGAGAAUGCGGCGUAUAAAGCUGAGAAAUUUUCGAAGCUCGAGCUAAGAACGAGGUCAGCUUUAUUGGAAUCUCUGACGGAAGAAUUGCAAGCAAAGACGGCGGAAUUUCUCGGUGGAGCAAUUGGAUUCGGAGGCAGCGGUCUAACUUUCGGUGGGAAUUGUCCGGUAAGCCCAACGGGGAACGACGCAUCGGGAUCCGGUAGCAGUGGAAGUGGGUCCAGAUUUAUCGACACCGUGCGAAAAGCUUUGAUAUCGCGCGUUAGAAACGCGUCGACGGAAAGCGUGCCCCAACAGUUGUCGAAAAAGGGCCAGUCGGAGUCUAGUCCACCUAGCAAUCGACAAUCCACCACGAAAAUUAAUAGCAAACGUUCGGUGGAGCCCUCGAGUCCCUUGGGCUCGCCUGAUUUAACCCUUAGAAGAGAUUCUGAGCGUGGAAGUCCCAGCUUGGGCAGUCAGGACAGUAGUUUGUCGAACACGGAUAAUCAAGAUAGCAGUUUGGCCACUUUGCAGCAAGACGAGGUUGAUCGGAGAGAGUCCACCACAUCCAUUUGUGCCAGCAACGAUAACACGGUGGUGGACAAAAUUUCAUCCGUUCAAAGACUGACUCACGAAAAUUUACGGAAGCAAGAAAGGUCGGAAAAGGUGGAAACAACUCAACGCGUUAUUUCGGAAAGUGAUGACAGCUCGUUGAACAGCGAACUUGAACUGGAUCAGGUUGUAUAUCCGGACAGCGACACGGGCCUUGAAUCGAUGAGCUCGGCCGAAACGCAUGAUACCACGAGGUGUACCACCAAGGAUGGCGUUUUAGAAACCGAAAACUUAAGAAUGGAAGUCACGAGGCUUAAAUGCGAUAAAUUAGAUUUACUGAGGCAAAAUGUGACCUGCCAACGUGAUAUAAAACGUCUGCGAGAAAAGGAACUUCAAUUGCAGUCCGAUCUCGCAGCAGCAUCGAAGGAAAUUCUUCGAUUGAGAGCUAUGCUAAAAGAAUGUUCGACGAGUAUUCCAUUGGACAACAACAAUCAACAGACAUCUACCGUUUAAAGAUGGCUUUGAGAUACGUUUAAUAUGCCUUCAUCGGCGCAUAACUUCCCGUUGCAAUUAUUAGAUUUUAAUAAUUAGUUAGGCGCAGUAGUUGAAAACUCUAUAAAAAUCAUACUUUUUCGGAAUCGAUUCUUGUAAAGAAAUUUUUCCGAAAAGCAGUUUGCAAAGAGUUUGAAACUUGCAAUUCAAAUGCUUUAUGUUACGUUUUAACACUGUGGUUGAACUUCUUUAGGUAAAUUGAUAUAUACACGCUGUAUAUUACAAAAGAACGGGUCAGUGAAGGAUAUUUAGAGAAAAUGUUUUUGCGAUAUAAAUAUAGCGAUACGUCUUUCGAAAUAUUUACAACGUAGACGCUAAUUGUUACUUGUAGAAAUAUUUGUUUGAUCUUUAACAAUAUUAUUUAUCUAUUAAUUUAUUAGUAGUCGUAAGGUAAUCUCUAAUAGUCAAUAUAAUUACAAAUAAAUGACACAUACAAACACACGCAACACAUAAAUAAAUACAAAUAGGAAUGUUUGAAAAAGUAGGUACAUCUUGUCAUUAUAAUAGAUAGAUUAGAAUAAAAAGUAACAUGGCCUUUAGACUUAGUUUCCAAAAUCGAGAAUAAAUAUACAGAAAUUAAUAUAACAUAUUUUACUUGUAAUAAUUAAAUGUGCAUAAAUCGAAAGAUCGAUAUAUAUAUAUAUAUUAUAUAUAAAGUAGCAGUUACAAUUCUCAUACUGUUUUCGAAUGAGAUAACUGCAUAUUGUCCCAUAAAACAAUAAUAUAAAGUGACUGGUAUAAAUACCCGUACGCUUAUGGGUUAUAGAAAUAUGUGUUUUAUCGAUAUAUUUCUGACGUCUCACAUUGAAACAAGGAUAUGUAUCGUUAAUUACAGUAUUCGUCGCGGUGAAUUUACCGAAACCAUUACUAGUUUUUUAGUAUUAGUCUGAAACAACUUUAACAAAUAUGAAAACACCUCGUUAGUUAAAUCUUCCGGCAUCAUUAGCCAAUAUAGUAGAAUAAGAUUAGAUUUUCUAACCGUUUUCACGGUUGUAAUGAUUUAAAUGCACCAAAUUGUUUAAUAACAAUUACGAUAUAUCGAUGUGUCAGUAACAUACGAGUAAGACACGUAUUACCGUUCAUUGUUCACUAAUACGCAAAGUAAACUAAGUAUAUUUCAUUUGCUUAGUUAUGCACCGUUUUUUCAUUAUCUUUCACAAAAUGGUAUUAGUAUGAUUUAUUUUUAUCAUUAUUAAAACUAUUGCUAUUAUUAUUACAUUAUUAAUAUUAUUAUCAUUAUUAUUAAUUUCGUUGUGCUUUAUAUGUUUUUUUUCUUUUUUUUUUUUUUCAUUUUUUUUUUUUUUUUUUUUUUGUAAAUAUUUGGCUAUCUUUCUAUAUAGAAAGAUCGAAAAUGUUGAAGAAAAGAAAGGACAGAGGGACUCGAAAGUUCACUCAUAUAUAAUACCAAAGUUUAUCAUAGUAAAAAUCUACUUUUCUUAGUUUUCUACAUUCCUUUUCAUACAAUAUUCGCCUCUAAAAUCUGCGUAUAAAAUAGCAUGUACUUUUCUCAAGCAAAAGUUUUUUCUACAAGUACAAGUUUUUCUUCUGAAUUUUGUAUCUCUUUAUAAAUACUUUGCAGACAUAUUACGAUUAUCACUGCCUGUAACAAUGUCGUUUUGGACUAUAUCACAAUUUUCCUCUUUAAGUGAAACUAAUCUAAUUUGUCAUUUUCUUGAUAUGACACGAUUUUUUUCAAUUACUUGUAUUGUUGUUUAUAGCGAAAAUCGUUAUUCACGAGAAUCCUUACCUCUAUAAAAAAAUUGUGGUAUACGAAAAAAUGAAAAUUUCUCGUCAAAAAAUCAUCCAAAUCAUAUAAAAGAACUAUAUAACUUGGAAUCUAUUUUAUGACAAUUUACUUUUGAAUUUAUUUCAAAUAAUGAUCUUUGUAAUGCCGGCUAAAAUUUUCAGCAAAAUGAAACUUUCAAAAGAUAUACAAAAAAUAGUAAUCGCUGCGAACACUUUCCAGUAAUGCUAUUUUUAACUGUCGUAAAGAUGAGCACACACGGUGUAUUUUAUAGAGUUUACGAUCAACGUAUAUUUACAAUGUUGUUUUAGACUGAGCGAAAAAUAGGUCAUCCGAAUAUUUGAUUUCGUGGAAUUUGUAAGAGAGAUACUCGAAGCAUCUCGACUACCAGAAAAUGUAUACUUGAAUGAUUUUAAAUUCCAAAAUAUCGUUUUAUAAACAAACAACUAAAUGAUUUGAAGAAAGCACGCACAUACGUAUAUACAUACAAUAUAAAAAUUUGAUGCUGCAGGAUAUGAAAGAAAUUUUAAUAGCAUGUAUACAUAUAUCUCACUAUCGAAUGUAAAUGCAAGUACUCACAAAUUUUCAUUACUGCGCAUUAAAUUUCAUAUUUAUGAAGAGUUCGAAAAUUAGUCAAAAUUACUUUUACAAAUGUAUAUAAUGUUAAUUACGUUUAAAUAAUGGGUCAUUUGAUAAGAGCGUCUCUUUGUCUAAAAUUUAGAAAAAAAAAGACUAAGUUCAUCAUUCUCUAGUGUGAUUUCUAUGCUGGCCUUGCAAAAUCAAAGAAAGAUUAUCUAUAUUACAAAGAGAUAUGUGUUAUUAUAUUACGAGAGAGAGUGUGAGUGCGAACGAAAGAGAGAUAAAAUAUUACUGCUACAAAUAUAUAUUUUGUAUUUAAUAUUAAUCGCCCAAAUCUAUCUAACAGAAUUGCGAAUACUAUUAUUCUCUGACACUAUGACACGAAAGUAUAUAUUUCUUAUGACUGGUGUAAGUAUUCGCGCAUACUAUUUUUUCUUUUCUAUGCACGACUGUCAACUUGAAAAUCAGUGAUAAUGAUGUUCGCCAAUAAAUAAAAUGAUUUAAACCAA
Molecule: messenger RNA, 7612 nt
Organism: Apis laboriosa (Himalayan honeybee)
Lineage: Eukaryota; Metazoa; Arthropoda; Insecta; Hymenoptera; Apidae
Gene: RapGAP1
Product: rap1 GTPase-activating protein 1
Exons: 10
Coding region: 2141-4741 (866 amino acids)
Biological process (GO): activation of GTPase activity; regulation of small GTPase mediated signal transduction
Cellular component (GO): cytoplasm
Molecular function (GO): GTPase activator activity
Source: RefSeq, a predicted model, not a curated record